AUGACAGUAAUCAUAAGAUGUGUAGAUGUGUCAAAUACUCCAAUAAAAAUAGAAGAGUACUUUUUAGAAUAUAGAAAUGUGGUUGAUACUUCUGGAUUUGGACUUUUUAAUGAAUUGAAAUCUGUGUUAACAUCUCUUUCACUUGAUAUUCAUAAUGUUCGGGGACAAGGGUAUGAUAAUGGCUCUAAUAUGAAAGGAAAAAAUAUAGGUGUUCAAAGAAGAUUGCUUGACAUUAAUCCAAGAGCGUUUUAUAUGCCAUGUGCUUCUCAUUGUCUUAAUUUGAUUCUUUGUGAAAUGGCAAACUCUAGUAUCAAAGCAAAAAGUUUUUUUGGAGCUUGUCAAUGCAUAUAUACUGUGUUUGCUAAUUCCACAAAACGUUGGAAUGUUUUACUUGAUUAUAUUGAUGGGCUAACUUUAAAGUCAUUGUCAACUACACGUUGGGAAAGCCAUAUAGAUAGUGUUAAAGCAAUUUUAUCUCAAGUUUCUAAAAUUAGAGAAGCUUUGCUUAAGUUGGUAGAAGUUAGUGAUGAUGCCAAACUGAGUAGAGAUGCUGAAUCAUUAGCAUUAGGAGAACUUUCAAAUUUUGAAUUUAUACUAAGUUUAGUCAUUUGGCAUGAUGUUUUGCUUCGAAUUAAUGUAGUUAGCAAAAAAUUACAAUCCGAAGAUAUGUGUCUUGAUAUUGCUGUUAAACAAUUGGAAGGACUUAUUUCAUUUUUUGAAAAUUAUAGAAUAAAUGGAUUGAAUUCAGCAAUUAUAGAUGCUAAAAAGAUAGCAAUUGAUAUGGAAAUUGAGCCUAUAUUUGUCAUAAGAAGAAGACUUUGUCGAAAGAGACAUUUUGAUGAAACUUCUAAUAAUGAAAGAGAACAUGCAUCACCAGAAGAAUAUUUUAGAACGGAUUAUUUUCUUGUAAUUGUGGAUAAUGCUCUAUCUCAACUAAGGAGUAGGUUUGAACAGUUGCAAUUGUUUCAAUCUAUUUUUGGAUUUUUAUUCAAUGCAAUAAAAUUAAUUUCAUUAGAUAGUGAAGAAUUAAAGUGUUGUUGUGAGAAUCUUGAAAAUGCUUUAAAAUUUGAUGAUGUUUCUGAUGUUAAUGCUAGAGAUUUACUCUCAGAAUUAGAGGUGAUGCUAUACCAAGGUGUUGAAGAUGACCAAGGUGUUGAAGAUGAAGCUACAAGAAAUUGA
Erythranthe guttata (spotted monkey flower) is the source of this 1179-nucleotide messenger RNA. The record is from RefSeq and is a predicted model, not a curated record. Lineage: Eukaryota; Viridiplantae; Streptophyta; Magnoliopsida; Lamiales; Phrymaceae.